Cercospora beticola is the source of this 1600-nucleotide messenger RNA. RefSeq names its product flavin monoamine oxidase family protein. Gene Ontology annotation, molecular function: oxidoreductase activity. NCBI's taxonomy places the organism in Eukaryota, Fungi, Ascomycota, Dothideomycetes, Mycosphaerellales, Mycosphaerellaceae. The record is from RefSeq and is a predicted model, not a curated record.
AUGAACACGCGCACUGAAGGCUUCCAGUAUACCCCAGAAGCUGGCCUCCGACCUGGACUCCCAACUCUGGGGGCCAUCCAGCCUCAGAAAUCCAUCACUCGGCAGUCCCACGAUGUGAUAGUCAUCGGCGCAGGAUAUGCCGGUCUCACGGCCGCUCGCGAUUUGACCACUUCCGGCCUCAAAGUCCUCCUCAUUGAAGCUCGAGACAGGAUAGGAGGCCGCACUUGGUCUUCCAACCUGGGCGACUACCCCUUCGAACUUGGAGGCACCUGGGUGCACUGGAAUCAGCCUCAUGUCUACAGAGAAAUCUCACGCUACAGUCUGCAAGAAGAUCUGGAGAACAGUCAUGAUCUGGACAAAGGUGUGAACUCGUUCAUGUUGCACACUGGUGGACAGACGACAAAGUACAGCCGGGCUCAAGAAGCAGAAUUGAGCAACUCUGCGCUUCGCAAGCUGGUGGACGUCGAUGGUGCGUUUGGGAGAAAGACCAUUCCCAUGCCAGGUGCAGCGAACAUCGAUGCUCAGCUGGGCAAGUAUGACAACAUGUCGAUUGCAGACCGGCUACAGCAAGUUUCGCUCACAGAGGCAGAGCUGGCUGUCAUUGAAGGCUUUCUUGCGAUUACUUGUGGCGCCAAACUGGAAGACGCAAGUUUCGGUGAGCUGCUUCGCUGGUGGGCUCUGAACAAUUACGACAUGCAGCUCUUCAUGGAACAAUGCUUGACGUACAAACUCCGAUCUGGUCAAUCGAAUUUUGCUCGAAAGUUCUUUGAUGAAGCUCAAGCCACCGGGAAUCUUGACUACAUCUUCAGCGCUCCUAUCACAUCAGUACAGGACUCAGAUGCCUCAGUUCUCGUUCGCACAAGCACGAACGAGUACCAGGCCAAGCAAGUCAUCUGCACAGUUCCACUGAAUGUGUUGAAAGAUGUCGAGUUCUCCCCGCCUCUGGACGCAGCCAAGUUGCGCGCCUCGCAGCAAGGCCACGUCAACCAGGUCUCCAAAGUGCACGUUGAAGCAGCUAAUCCUGAACUUCGCUCGCUUUCCAGCACGAUCGCCCGGCCAUUCGACAGGCUCACUUACACUUUCGGAGAUGGCACUACUCCAGCAGGCAACACACAUCUCGUCGCAUUUGGCAGCUCCUACGAAGGCGUACACCUGCAAGGCGAGGAAGACAUCAGUGACACUGUUCGCGCUCUACAACGCUUCGCUCCGGAGAUGGAUGUCAAACGUGUUGUAUUUCACAAUUGGUCACGAGAUCCCUACGCACAAGGUGCUUGGGAGUGGUUGAGACCAGGUAUGAUUGCAGAUCGUGCGAUCCUUGAUGGCCUGCGAAAGAGGCAAGGAAACGUACACUUCGCAAAUGCUGAUUGGUCAUUCUUGUGGAGAGGCUUCAUUGAUGGUGCUAUCGAAGAUGGCGCAAGAGUCGCAUUGGACGUACGAAAAAAAGUUUUGGGAUGGUAGGCAGCGGAUACUGAUAUCUGUCAAACAUUUAUUUCACCAUAUUUCACAUCACAUUCAGCUCCAAGGAUCAAAGCCUCCGAGACUGAAUAGCAUUUGCCAAGUCUUUCCGACCAAUUCCUGCUUCUUUGGGAGCUACUCAACG